Molecule: messenger RNA, 1760 nt
Organism: Oryzias latipes (Japanese medaka)
Lineage: Eukaryota; Metazoa; Chordata; Actinopteri; Beloniformes; Adrianichthyidae
Gene: chrna10a
Product: cholinergic receptor, nicotinic, alpha 10a
Biological process (GO): monoatomic ion transmembrane transport
Cellular component (GO): postsynaptic membrane
Molecular function (GO): transmembrane signaling receptor activity; acetylcholine-gated monoatomic cation-selective channel activity
Source: RefSeq, a predicted model, not a curated record
AUUGCUUUUUGUAAAAUAAAAUGCUUUGCUGCAUAAAAAUGAGAAGAUGGACAAUUGUGUUUUGCUGGUUUCUGUGCGUCAUUGUCAUGCCGACCUGUUGGUGUGCACGUGCAAAAUAUGCUAAGAAGCUCCUGACUGAUCUGAUGUCAAACUACACUAAGGCACUCAUACCUGUGGAGGACACAAACAUCAUCCUUAACGUGACCUUGCAGGUCACACUCUCACAAAUCAUUGACAUGGAUGAGAGAAACCAAAUCUUGACUGCAUAUUUAUGGAUUCGGCAAGUUUGGUUUGAUGCCCAUCUCAAGUGGAAUAAAGAGGAUUUCGAUGGGCUUGAUACCAUCCGUAUACCAGGUAGCUACGUGUGGAGACCAGAUAUAGUUCUGUAUAACAGUGCAGAUGAUCGCUUCACCGGUCCCAUGGACACUAACGUGGUAAUCCGGCACGACGGCCAGAUGAUGUGGGAUUCUCCAUAUAUCACCAAGAGUUCAUGCAAAGUGGACGUAUCUUUCUUUCCAUUUGACGCCCAGCAGUGUAGAUUUACUUACGGCUCCUGGACAUACAACGGUAACCAGCUCGACAUCCAGAACGCCAUGGAGAGUGCUGACCUGGCUGACUUGGUGGAGAAUGUGGAGUGGGAGGUGCUUGGCAUGCCGGCGAAGAAGAACAUUGUUCUGUAUGGCUGCUGUGCUGACCCGUACCCAGAUGUGACCUUUACAUUAAAACUAAAGAGACGGGCCUCCUUUUAUGUUUUCAACCUUCUGAUACCGUGUGUAAUGAUCUCUUUUCUGGCUCCAUUGGGCUUCUACCUACCAGCUGACUCCGGGGAGAAGGUAUCUUUGGGUGUCACCGUAAUGCUGGCACUCACCGUUUUUCAACUGUUGGUUGCAGAGAUCAUGCCACCUUCAGAGAAUGUUCCGCUUAUUGGGAAAUACUACAUUGCCACGAUGACCAUGAUCACAGCCUCCACAGCUCUGACCAUCUUCAUCAUGAAUAUUCACCACUGUGGGCCCGACGCAAAGCCUGUUCCCAAGUGGGCCAAAAAGGUUAUUUUGCAGUACAUGGCCAGGGUGUGCUUUGUGUAUGAAGUUGGUGAAAACUGCAUGAUGUCACAGCCGGAGAAGCAUGAAGCUCCGUGUGCAAAAAACAGCCCCAUGAAUGGGCAGGUGGGGUCAGGCAGGGAGGAGAGCGUUUCCAAAGCAGAUGGAGGCCAGGAGACAGCAGGUUCCAUCAUCACUGAAGGAAAGGAAGAUCUCGAUCAGUUAACCAGUCUAUCAAGCUCAGUUAGGAAGAACCAAACCAACAACUGUCCUUGGCAGAGUGGCGUCUUCAUGAGUCUAGACUGUGAAGAUUCAGGUGCUCACACGAGACGCAGGAAAGGGGGAGUGAGCGACGAAGAGAAAAAAGAUGGAGAUGUGUUCUGCAGAAGACACAGUGACGAGCAUCUGCUGCUGCGUGAUAUUGAAUACAUUGCCAACUACUAUAGAGACCAGAGGGCCACGCAGAAAAGGACAGGGGAAUGGAAAAAAGUAGCCAAAGUGCUAGAUCGUUUCUUCAUGUGGAUGUUUUUUAUAUUAGUAUUUUUUAUGAGCCUUCUCAUCAUGGGAAAGGCUGUCUAAAUUCUCAUUUCAUAAUCAGGCUAAUAGUGUUAUAAACGGUUAUAACGGUGUUAUAAAAAGUGAUUAAUCAACAUGAAGAACAUUGUUUUCCCAGCAUUUAAAAAUCUAUUGUCUAAUCAAUAAAGUUUUCCUUAACUUGGU